Penicillium chermesinum is the source of this 2199-nucleotide messenger RNA. Its product is annotated as putative sister chromatid separation protein (Src1). Lineage: Eukaryota; Fungi; Ascomycota; Eurotiomycetes; Eurotiales; Aspergillaceae. The record is from RefSeq and is a predicted model, not a curated record. The transcript is spliced from 2 exons. Gene Ontology annotation, cellular component: nuclear inner membrane. Gene Ontology annotation, molecular function: chromatin binding. Bases 1 to 2199 code for a protein of 732 amino acids.
AUGGCGGACGAACUCGAUUACCUACAAGCCGACUUCGACUUGAAUUCCCUUACGGUCCCUCGUUUACGAUCUAUCCUUGUCAACCAUGACAUACCAUACCCUGCCUCGGCGAAGAAGAGUCAGCUGAUCCAAAUCCUGGAACACGAGGUGCUGCCACAGGCCAGGAGGCUGCUCCGCGAGCGCGAAAGAGUCAGACGGACAAGCGAGGGUAUCACGGACAUGGGAAGUCGAGGAUCUUCCGUUGUCAGCGAUCGGGAAGACCGCGAUUCUAUACCCCCGCCACCGACGCCAUCGACGAUAGCAUCGACCGCAGGAACCCGACGGGGUACUACUCGCCGAAGUACUCGCGCCUCCACGGCGGAUACCGACAACGAAGUGCCACCCGCUACACCCGCGACUGUAAAGCGCAAGAGUGCUGCUCGAUCGGUUGGAAAACGCCCCCGUGCUUCGGACACAGAAAUUAAUGAUGACGCGGCUACAACUCCUACUGCGGCUGUGGCUGCCUCGGCCAGAAAGUCGACCGCUCGGAAAACACGCCGUAGCGAAGACAUGGAGGGGACUACACCGUCUAUCAAAACUGAACCUCGUGAGGGGAGUAUCUUCACCGAUGAUAACCCUUUUCAGAGCGGUAGCCCCGAAUCCGUCGGCAGGCCAGUUAGCCGCGACAGCAAACGCAAGAGCGGCUCACGAUUGUCCGUUGAGAGCUCGGGCUCGAGAACACUGCGCUCACGACGAUCUGUCACUCCUGGUAGUGGUGGCAAGCAAGAAGACGGAAUAAAGGCCCCCACUAGAGCCUCUUUCGACUUCGCAUCACGACUCCAAGCGACAAAAGAAGAACCUGAAUCCGAAGACGAAGAAUCUGAAGUAGACAACGAGGACGAAGAGGAUGGGGAUGAAGACGAAGUACCCGGUGAAGAAUUUACUCCUGAAGAGCAGCUUGCCUUGGAGAGUGAACAAUACGCACCACCGACCAGAACUCGCAAGCAUUCUCACAAGCAAAGCUCUACGAGUGUUGUUGCCUCCUGGGUUGUGAUCUUAUCUGUUCUCAUUGGCUUCGCUGCUUGGUGGCGCAAGGAGAAGAUCGAGAUCGGUUAUUGUGGUCUUGGAAAGCCGACCUGGUCUUUGGCUGAAACCAAGGUACCGGAAUGGGCUAAUGUGUUAGAGCCGCUUUGCGAACCAUGUCCGCCCCAUGCCUUCUGCUAUCCCAACUUUGAAGCACGAUGUGAGCAUGAUUUCAUUUUGAAAGCCCAUCCGCUUUCUUUGGGUGGCAUUGUGCCUCUACCGCCAACUUGCGAGCCAGACAGUGAGAAGGCCCGCCGUGUGAAGGCCGUUGCAGACAAGGCUGUGGAAGAACUUCGUGAACGCAGAGCCAAAUAUGAAUGCGGCCAGCUCGAGAAUGAAAGGGAACCAACGCCCGAGAUCCCCGAGCCAAAGCUCAAAGAACAGGUCGCCAAGAAGCGUCGCAAGGGUCUGAGUGACACGGAAUUUGAUGAUCUUUGGAAAGGGGCUAUUGGUGAGAUCAUUGACAAGGACGAGGUUGUCAGUACCACUACGCAACCUUCCGCCGUCCUUAUCCUCAGCUCAACAUCAACAGCCCGACUCCCCUUCACAUGCGCCGCUCGCCGCUAUGUCCGACUCGCUCUCCUCGCGUAUCGACUCCCUAUUUCACUUCUAGUCUUGACCGCUUGUGGCUUGAUGUAUGCUCGUUCCCUAGUACGUGCUCGCCGCUCAGACCUUGCUAGGGUACCCGAAUUGGUCGCCACUACUCUUGACCGCUUGGCCACGCAAGCUGCGCUGCAUGCUUGUGGCGGGGCUCCAGAGCCGUACAUUCCUAUUGGGCAGCUUCGAGACGACGUUUUGCGCUUCGAAUUGCAAGGCAAGCGGCGUGAAGAACUGUGGGCCCGCGUCCGUCGUUUUGUCGAAGGCAAUGCUAAUGUCCGUGCCGCCGUUCGUGAAGGACGCAGUGGCGAUGUCUCACGCGUUUGGGAAUGGAUUGGAGGCAUCAGCAGCGUGGGACCAAAUGGCCAUGUGGAUGACUUCCGAGGCAGUGCACGCCGAGGCAGCGCAAGGCUAUCAUGGUCAUCCCCCCUAAACAAUGUUGAGAAUGCUCAGCAGGAUACGCCCACUCCCACCCAUGACGAUUCUACCACCAAUCACAGACAGUCCCGUCGAUGGGACGAAGGUCGUCCGAUAUACUGA